Molecule: messenger RNA, 2058 nt
Organism: Conger conger (European conger)
Lineage: Eukaryota; Metazoa; Chordata; Actinopteri; Anguilliformes; Congridae
Gene: kcnh8
Product: potassium voltage-gated channel, subfamily H (eag-related), member 8
Exons: 11
Coding region: 1-2058 (685 amino acids)
Biological process (GO): regulation of membrane potential; potassium ion transmembrane transport
Cellular component (GO): membrane
Molecular function (GO): voltage-gated potassium channel activity
Source: RefSeq, a predicted model, not a curated record
AUGCCGGCUAUGAAGGGACUGCUCGCGCCUCAAAACACGUUUCUGGACACUAUCGCGACGCGUUUUGACGGCACACGCCAGAUCAGUCGAGUGCAGAAAAGCAUUCUGAUCCAAUCCAGCUCCGUUACUCCACCCGGGUCUGGUCCCGGUACCCUCCCUGACUCCGUCUCGUCUGGCCCCUGUCACGGCAGGUUCUGGUUUGCAAAAGUAGGUUUCAGAAGUUUCGAUUUGAAGAUGUAUGUAUUUAAGAUCUCAACGAUAUCGGUGGUGCACCUGCUGAAGACGGUGCGUUUGCUGCGCUUGCUGCGUCUGCUGCAGAAGAUGGACCGGUACUCCCACCACAGCACCGUGGUGCUGACCCUGCUCAUGGCCAUGUUCGGCAUGCUGGCCCACUGGAUGGCCUGCAUCUGGUACGUCAUCGGCAAGAAGGAGUUCAGCGACAAGAACUGGGACAUCGGCUGGCUGCACGAGCUGGGGAAGCGGCUGCAGUCUCCGUACGGCGCGGGCGUUGCCGGGGGCAACAGCACGGCGACCCCGUCGCUACGCAGCGUCUACAUCACCUCGCUGUACUUCACCCUGAGCAGCCUCACCAGCGUGGGCUUCGGCAACGUCUCCGCCAACACCGACGCCGAGAAGAUCUUCUCCAUCUGCACCAUGCUCAUCGGAGCGCUGAUGCAUGCGCUGGUGUUUGGUAAUGUGACUGCGAUCAUUCAGCGGUUGUAUUCGCGCUGGUCGCUGUACCACACGCGCACCACAGACCUGAAGGACUUCAUCCGCGUGCACCGCCUUCCUCAGCAGCUCAAGCAGCGCAUGCUCGAGUACUUCCAGACCACCUGGUCCGUCAACAACGGCAUCGACUCCAACGAGCUCCUGAAGGACUUCCCCGAUGAGCUGCGCUCUGACAUCACCAUGCACCUGAACAAGGAGAUCCUGCAGCUGUCGCUGUUCGCCUCCGCCAGCAGGGGGUGCCUGCGCUCCCUCUCCCUGCACAUCAAGACCUCCUUCUGCGCCCCCGGGGAGUUCCUGCUGCGGCAGGGAGACGCGCUCCAGGCCUUCUUCUUCGUCUGCUCCGGCUCCAUGGAGGUGCUGAAGGACAGCAUGGUGCUGGCCAUCCUGGGGAAGGGAGACCUGAUCGGAGCGAACCUGGCGGUGGAGGAGCGUGUGAUAAAGACCAACGCAGACGUGAAAGCGCUGACGUACUGUGACCUGCAGUGUGUGGGGCUGCGGGGGCUCCACGAGGUGCUGGCCCUGUACCCCGAAUACGCCCACCGCUUCGCCCAGGACAUCCAGCAGGACCUGACCUACGACCUGCGGCAGGAGAGCCACGUGAGUCACCCCGCCACGCCCGCUUCUACUGCCUCUCUCUCUCUGCAGACAGGGGGAAAAGGGAACGGUCGCAUUAUCCCUCACGGCCAGUCCCUCAUGGAGGACAGAGAGGAAGAGGAAGAAGAGGAAGAGGAGGAAGAGGAGAUCGUGAAUUCCUUGGGCCACGAGGUUGCGGAUUUGGGUCGGGCGAUGAGGACGGUGGUUUCUCUGAUGGAGGGGCUCCUGUCUGCCCCCCCAACCCCGCUCUACUGCCCCGCCUGCCUCACAGACCCCGCCUCCAUCCGAAGCCCCUCCCCCUACCAGCAGCAGCGGGGGGGCGUGGCCCACUCAGACCCGCCCCCAGUCCCUCCGGUACGGUCUGGAGGCUCCGCCCCCGCAGGAUGUCCUGGUCACAGCCCCCCCCAGGGACCCACCCUGCUCCACAGGCCCCGCCCAAACCUCCUGCCCUACCCCUCCACCCCUCUCUGCUCCUUCCCCCAUCACACUCCCCCGCGGCCACCAUCAUCAUCAUCAUCAUCAUCGCCCGAAACAGAGCCCUGUGGGGGCCGCUCUCGAUCCCACAGCCUCCACACCAUGCCCCCACGACCCGCUACGAUCGCCCUGGGGCAGGGCCGGGGACUAGGGCCCGUGCAACCAAUCAGCUGCCUCCUGACAGGCCACGCCUACACAGCCCAGCGAUUGGACGACUGGCCAGGUCUGAACAGUGGACGGUUCUCCCUGAUGGAUGCUUGA